AAACAAAGUUGGUCAGAAAUCACUUUGGCUCUGCCUGAAGUUUGUUCCUCACCUUCUUUAGCAUGCGACCAUGGGGAAAGUGACCACUGUUGUCACGCGGGGGAGUCGGGGUGGUCUGGUGCGCAGGGAAGGGCUGUAACUUCUACCAUGGUACCUGUUGAAAACGCAGAGGGCCCCAGUCCGCUGAACCCGAAGGGGAGACCCGCUCAGACUGAUGGCAGCGACAGAGCCAGCGGCGGCCGGCAUCCUCCCUGGGCCAGAGGUUGCAGCAUGUUGACUGUCCUGUCAUCUGUCACGGCUGCUGUCAGUGGCCUCCUCAUGGGCUAUGAACUUGGGAUCAUUUCCGGAGCUCUUCUUCAGCUAGCAACCUUGUUAGCCCUGUCGUGCCCGGAGCAGGAAAUGGUUGUGAGCUCCCUCCUCAUUGGAGCCUUGCUCACCUCUCUCAUGGGAGGGGUCCUAAUCGACAGGUAUGGAAGAAAGGCUGCCAUCAUCUUGUCAUCCUGCUUACUUGUACUUGGAAGCCUAGUCUUGAUACUCAGUUUAUCUUACACGGUUCUUAUAGUGGGACGCAUUGCUAUAGGGGUUUCCAUUUCGCUCUCUUCAAUUGCCACUUGUGUUUACAUCGCCGAGAUUGCCCCACAAAACAGAAGGGGUCUUCUUGUGUCACUGAACGAGUUGAUGAUUGUCAUUGGCAUUCUUUUUGCCUAUAUUUCAAAUUAUGCAUUUGCCAAUGCUUCCCACGGCUGGAAGUAUAUGUUCGGCCUUGUUAUUCCCUUGGGAGUUUUGCAAGCGACUGGAAUGUACUUUCUUCCUCCAAGUCCCCGGUUUCUGGUGAUGAAAGGACAGGAGGAAGCUGCUGGCAAGGUUCUCGGAAGGUUGAGAGCCACCUCAGAUACAACGGAGGAACUCACUCUAAUAAAAUCUUCCCUGAAAGAUGAAUAUCAGUAUAGUUUUUGGGAUCUGUUUCGUUCGAAGGACAACAUGAGAACCAGAAUAAUGAUAGGCCUAACACUGGUGUUUUUUGUUCAAAUCACUGGCCAGCCAAACAUAUUAUCCUAUGCAUCAACUGUUUUGAAAUCUGUUGGCUUCCAAAGUGAUGAGGCAGCUAGCCUAGCUUCCACAGGGGUUGGGGUUGUCAAGGUCAUCAGCACUAUCCCAGCCACGCUUCUUGUAGACCAUGUUGGGGGCAAAACCUUCCUCUGUGUUGGCUCUUCUGUGAUGGCAGUUUCAUUGGUGACCAUGGGCAUUGUGAAUCUCAACAUCCAUAUGAACUUCACCAAUAUCUGCAGAAGCUAUAGUCUUACCAACCUGUCCUUGGAUGAAUCUGUGUUUUAUGGAUCAAAAAAUGUGUCAGCCAGUAACGAAACUCUUAGAGAGCCCUUUAAGGGGAUCAUUCCCCACAGCAGAAGCUCACUAAUGCCCAGGAGAAAUGAUGUGGAUAAAAGAGGGGAGAUGACCUCAGGAUCCUUCCUAAAUGCUGGACUGAGCCCAACCGAAUACCAGAAAGUCACAGAUCUGGAGGAAGUUCCACCUUUUUGGAAAUGGCUGUCCUUAGCCAGCUUGCUUGUUUAUGUCGCUGCUUUUUCAAUUGGUCUAGGACCAAUGCCCUGGCUGGUGCUGAGCGAGAUUUUUCCCGGUGGAAUCAGAGGACGAGCCAUGGCUUUAACUUCGAGCAUGAACUGGAGCAUCAACCUUCUCAUCUCGAUGACGUUUUUGACUGUGACGGAUCUCAUUGGCCUGUCAUGGGUGUUCUUCACGUACGCAAUCAUGAGUCUCGCAGCCCUGGGGUUUGUGAUCAUGUUUAUACCUGAGACAAAGGGAUACUCGUUGGAACAAAUAUCGAUGGAAAUGGCAAAAGCGAACUAUGUGAAAAACAACAUUUGUUUUAUGAGUCAUCACGGAGACAAAUUAUCACCAAAACAGCUCCAAGAAGGGAAACCCCAAGAGCAGCUCUUGGAGUAAAAGCUGUGUGGCAGGGGAUAACUUGGGCAGCUUGGUCCAGAGAACAAAUAGCCUCAAAACCUUAUAAAUGCUGAUACAGUGUAAGG
This is a messenger RNA of Molossus molossus (Pallas's mastiff bat), 2048 nucleotides long. It is a transcript of the gene SLC2A12, whose product is annotated as solute carrier family 2 member 12. Gene Ontology annotation, cellular component: membrane. The record is from RefSeq and is a predicted model, not a curated record. Gene Ontology annotation, molecular function: transmembrane transporter activity. NCBI's taxonomy places the organism in Eukaryota, Metazoa, Chordata, Mammalia, Chiroptera, Molossidae. Gene Ontology annotation, biological process: transmembrane transport.